AUGCGAAACAGAUAUUUGUUGGAAUGUAAGGAUGGUCUACAUAAAAUCAGUGACUUCAGAAUACCACCUAACCGGAACCCGGAAGCCAGAGCCAUACAGUGGGAGGUGAUAUUCCGUUCCGGCCCCAUGAACAGUGGAAUCCCAAAACACUUGUCAGCAAAAUCUGGAGUUUCUUGUGGCUCUUUAAAAUUACUGGCACAUGAGAUCCUUGAAGCAAAAAAGAAAAGGAAAAAAAAGGCCCCGUUUCACGGCUCCCCUGAGGCACAACCACCCAAAGGACCGCAGCCGGUGAAGGCACCGAGCCCCAGGAGUUCCGCACCUCAGAGCCAGCAGGCUACGACUUUCGACCCUGCGGCAACUGAGGUUCGCGCCGAGACGCGCCAGCCUCUGGGGGCGGCGCCGCCCGGGAGACGCUGGCUCGGAAGGGACGGUCCCGGCCUCCUACCCUCCUACGCUUUCCCGCUUUUCUCCCCGCACCACCGCUGUGUCCGAGCUCAUAACCACUGCCGGCCAAAGACGGCUGAGCGUCAACAGCCACUAGCUUUAAACAGUCCCAGGAAGCCGAGCAGCUGCGGCGUGGACACAACUCGGUGGUGCCUGAGGUCGGGGCAACGGGGGGGGGCGUCCGGCUCGGCCCCGGCUGCCUCAGCCCCUGCGGCCUCAGUGGGCCCUGGAGUUCCCGGGGGGGCGGUAUCGACGCCGGCCCCAGCUCCAGCCUCGGCUCCCGCUCCGGGUCCGUCGGCGGGGCCGCCUCCUGGACCGCCAGCCUCGCUCCUGGACACCUGCGCCGUGUGUCAGCAGAGCUUGCAGAGCCGGCGUGAGGCGGAGCCCAAGCUGCUGCCCUGCCUUCACUCCUUCUGCCUGCGCUGCCUGCCCGAGCCGGAGCGCCAGCUCAGCGUGCCCAUCCCGGGGGGCAGCAACGGCGACAUCCAGCAAGUUGGUGUAAUACGGUGCCCAGUAUGCCGCCAAGAAUGCAGACAGAUAGACCUUGUGGAUAAUUAUUUUGUGAAAGAUACAUCUGAAGCUCCUAGCAGUUCUGAUGAGAAAUCAGAACAGGUAUGUACUAGUUGUGAAGACAAUGCAAGUGCAGUUGGCUUUUGUGUAGAAUGUGGAGAGUGGCUAUGUAAGACAUGUAUUGAAGCACAUCAAAGAGUAAAAUUCACUAAAGAUCACUUGAUCAGGAAGAAAGAAGAUGUCUCAGAAUCUGUUGGAGCAUCUGGUCAGCGCCCUGUUUUCUGCCCUGUACACAAACAAGAGCAAUUGAAACUUUUCUGUGAAACAUGUGAUAGAUUGACAUGUAGAGACUGUCAGCUGUUGGAACACAAAGAACAUAGAUAUCAGUUUUUGGAAGAAGCUUUUCAGAACCAGAAAGGUGCAAUUGAGAAUCUACUGGCUAAGCUUCUUGAGAAGAAGAAUUAUGUUCAUUUUGCCGCCACUCAGGUGCAGAAUAGGAUAAAAGAAGUAAAUGAGACUAACAAACGAGUAGAACAGGAAAUUAAAGUGGCCAUUUUCACCCUUAUCAAUGAAAUUAAUAAGAAAGGAAAAUCUCUCUUACAGCAGCUAGAGAAUGUUACAAAAGAAAGACAGAUGAAGUUACUGCAGCAGCAGAACGACAUCACAGGCCUUUCCCGGCAGGUGAAGCAUGUUAUGAACUUUACAAACUGGGCAAUUGCGAGUGGCAGCAGCACAGCACUACUGUACAGCAAGCGUCUGAUUACUUUUCAAUUGCGCCAUAUUUUGAAAGCACGGUGUGAUCCUGUGCCUGCUGCUAAUGGAGCAAUUCGUUUCCAUUGUGAUCCCACCUUCUGGGCAAAGAAUGUAGUCAAUUUAGGUAAUCUAGUAAUAGAGAGUAAACCAGCUCCUGGUUAUACUCCUAAUGUUGUAGUUGGGCAAGUUCCUCCAGGGACAAACCACAUUAGUAAAACCCCUGGACAGAUUAACUUAGCACAGCUUCGACUCCAGCACAUGCAACAACAAGUAUAUGCACAGAAACAUCAGCAGUUGCAACAGAUGAGAAUGCAGCAACCACCUGCACCUGUGUCAACAACAACAACAACAACACAGCAGCACCCUAGACAAGCAGCCCCACAGAUGUUACAGCAACAGCCUCCGAGAUUGAUCAGUGUGCAAACAAUGCAAAGAGGCAACAUGAACUGUGGAGCUUUCCAAGCCCAUCAGAUGCGAUUGGCUCAGAAUGCUGCCCGAAUACCAGGGAUACCCAGGCACAGCGGCCCUCAGUAUUCCAUGAUGCAGCCACACCUCCAAAGACAACACUCAAACCCAGGGCAUGCUGGACCCUUUCCUGUUGUGUCAGUGCACAACACCACAAUCAAUCCAACCAGCCCUACUACAGCUACGAUGGCAAAUGCAAAUCGAGGUCCCACCAGCCCAUCUGUUACAGCAAUAGAACUAAUUCCCUCAGUUACCAAUCCUGAAAACCUUCCAUCAUUGCCAGAUAUUCCACCCAUACAGUUGGAAGAUGCUGGUUCAAGUAGUUUAGAUAAUCUACUAAGUAGAUACAUCUCAGGCAGUCACCUACCCCCACAGCCUACAAGCACCAUGAAUCCCUCCCCAGGACCCUCUGCCCUGUCUCCAGGAUCAUCAGGUUUAUCCAAUUCUCACACACCUGUGAGACCCCCUAGUACCUCUAGUACUGGCAGUCGAGGGAGCUGUGGAUCAUCAGGAAGAACUGCUGAGAAGACAGGUCUUAGUUUCAAGUCUGAUCAAGUGAAGGUCAAGCAAGAACCUGGGACUGAAGAUGAAAUAUGUAGUUUUUCAGGAGCUGUGAAACAAGAAAAGACAGAGGAUGGCAGGAGGAGUGCCUGCAUGUUGAGCAGUCCUGAGAGUAGCUUGACACCACCUCUCUCAACCAACCUGCAUCUAGAGAGUGAAUUGGAUGCAUUAGCAAGCCUGGAAAACCAUGUGAAAACUGAACCUGCAGAUACAAAUGAAAGCUGCAAACAGUCGGGGCUCAGCAGCCUUGUUAAUGGAAAGUCCCCGAUUCGAAGCCUCGUACACAGGUCGUCAAGGAUUGGAGGAGAUGGCAAUAGCAAAGAUGAUGACCCAAAUGAAGACUGGUGUGCUGUCUGCCAAAAUGGAGGGGAUCUCUUGUGCUGUGAAAAAUGUCCAAAGGUCUUUCAUCUAACUUGUCAUGUUCCAACACUUCUUAGCUUCCCAAGUGGGGACUGGAUAUGCACAUUUUGCAGAGAUAUUGGGAAACCAGAAGUUGAAUAUGAUUGUGAUAAUUUGCAACAUAGUAAGAAGGGGAAAACUGCACAAGGGUUAAGCCCCGUGGACCAAAGGAAAUGUGAACGUCUUCUGCUUUACCUCUAUUGCCAUGAAUUGAGUAUUGAAUUCCAGGAGCCAGUUCCUGCUUCGAUACCAAACUACUAUAAAAUUAUAAAGAAACCAAUGGAUUUAUCCACCGUGAAAAAGAAGCUUCAGAAAAAACAUUCCCAACACUACCAAAUCCCAGAUGACUUUGUGGCUGAUGUCCGUUUGAUCUUCAAGAACUGUGAAAGGUUUAAUGAAAUGAUGAAAGUUGUUCAAGUUUAUGCAGAAACACAAGAGAUUAAUUUGAAGGCUGAUUCAGAAGUAGCUCAGGCAGGGAAAGCAGUUGCAUUGUACUUUGAAGAUAAACUCACAGAGAUCUACUCAGACAGGACCUUCGCACCUUUGCCAGAGUUUGAGCAGGAAGAGGAUGAUGGUGAGGUAACUGAGGACUCUGAUGAAGACUUUAUACAGCCCCGCAGGAAACGCCUAAAGUCAGAUGAGAGACCAGUACAUAUAAAGUAAAAUGACAUGAACUUAAAUAAGUGUUUAAAAAAAAAAAAGAAAGAGAGAAAACCCUUUUAUUUAAGUGUCGCUGGAUUAUCCUGCCUACAGUGGGCACCUCCUUGAAGAAGCUGAUAGCUUUUACACAGUAUUAGAUUGAAGUAAUGGACAGAAGUCACUUCUUGUCAAGAAAGGGGGAGAGAACUCUAUUUGCAACUUUAAAAGUAAAAACAAAAAGCAAAAGUGAAAUGAUUUGAAGAUUUCUGUUACUAAAGAGGAUGGUUCUUUAGAAUGGCAGACGUUGGUGAUCACGUGGAAUUGAUUGGUGCAGGAUGCUGGGUGUACAAGUAAAUACUUGAGGGUCAUGUCGUUUGAUAAAUUGUCUCUUUGGACGAGAGUGCACAGUUAUUAAAAACAACUUUCAUGCCUCCCCUUCCACACACAUACAUACUGAUUUGUUUUCUAGGUAAAAUCAAAGUUUCAAAUUCCACUUUCAUGUCAAUGCAGAUAUGUAUUGAAUCAUGCCAUUAUAUUUUUUCUCACUUCAGUGCUGUUGGGCUUUAGUUUUUAUAUUGGUUUAAAGAACUCAACAGUGCUUUUAUUUUCUAUUUAUACCUAGAGUCUAGGAAACAUCACUGAUCAUCAUUUAAUCAAUUUUAAUGAUCUGCUGAAAUAAAUAUGGUAGCUUUUCAGUGGCAGAUCAUAGAGUAGUCAUUUCCAGAAAAACACUUCCGCAGAAUUGCACUUCCCAAUCAGAUCAUCUGAUCAUACAGUUACUCCCCUCAAAGGCAGAAUGUGUGUUUCAAAAUUAAUCUAGUUUUCUGUACAUUUAAAUUUGAUUGAGAAGGUGACAACUGGCUCUUAUCCAGUCUUCCUUCAUAUCAGUUUUCUGAUAGACCACUAUUGGCAAACAGUAAUCUGUCAACUACCAAAUGUGUAAAAUUUUCUGUAUUUCACUUUGUCUUAUUUGUAAAUAGUGAACUAAAACUUCUGGCAGAUCAGCAACAUUUGCUGAGCCUGUUUUUUAAGCUAAUGUGUAUUCUUACUAAUGUUCCUAUCAAGAAUGGAUUUGUAAUAUAUGCUGUCUAUUUCUAAUGUUCACAUUCAUAUUUUGAGGUUCUAUCUUAUUUUAAUAGAGAACAGACUUCUCAGAAAAUCUUCAGAAGCAGCUUAUUAUUAAAUGUCAAACUAUUGAAAUAAACCCGGUGGGGUUAGAUUACUCAUCUGUCCACCAAGUGGGACAUUUGCAUGGACUGGGGGCUUAACGGACUUAGAAGAGGCCUGUAAGUAAAUCCUGAAAAUGAGCCAAUCCCCACUUGAAUGGUUACUGGAGUAAACCCACCAUUACUACCCUGAGUUCAGCCCCUGAGGCAGAUAAACCACCUUGGCUUGGUUUCAUUUUUCUUUUCUUCAUUUGUGAUGCUCAGAUCCAAGAUGUGCGUUCUAGACUGUGUACAGGCUUCUCUUUUGUUGGAUUAAAAAAUUUAGUCCUACUUUUGUAUGGACACCUUAGAAUAUAAAGUGACCAAAAUAGAAGACUUGCCAUUAGAUAUUUUUCAGACGUCAGCAGAUUUGUGGCAAAUCAUUUGCCUUUUUAAAACUUCAGCUUCUGCAAUUCAAGACAGUAGACUACUCAGUAAAAAUUAUUUGACGUAAUUGUCUGAGAGGUAAAUAUUUUUUAGUGCAUAUUGAAUCAAAUAAAGUGCUCUAAAGAAAUUAUUAUACAAAUUCCUUUGGGUUGUUUUUCUUUUCUUGACAAGUGUUGGGGGUAAACAUGAAUAUUAUUCAGGCCUUCUGAUGGUGUAUGUAAGUGGUGUUGAUUUUAUUACUGCUGUUGACUUCAUUCUGUGGCUUCCUUUUAGCUCCUUUCUCAGUUUUGUUAUAAGUUCAGCUUUAAAACUUACACUGAAAUGUUUUAUCAUUUUAGUCAAAUUUCAGGUACCUAAGAAGAGUUUUCUUACAAGAGGGAGAGAAUCAUUUUAAAAUGCUUUAUUUAUGUGUAUUUCCUUUUUUCCCCACAACAUUUAUGAUUUCAGUUUAUCAGAUGUAUAUAAGGGCACGUUUUGGAAAGCGAUGAGUAGCAGUAUAGAAUUCCUUUUGUCAAGCCAUUGAUUUCUAAUAUUUUAUACUUGCUUUUCAGAUGAAUCCUUUUCAUGAUUCUUAGAUAAGUCUUUUAUAUAGGUUCUACCAAUGGGGGAGAAACUAAAUUUUCAUUAUAUAUUUAUUUCUUGGUAUUUGAGGCCUUAAAAGAUAAUGUGUUCCCUUAAAGAUAUUUCUGUGUUAGGUGGAAUUUUUUUUUUCUUUUAAGAUUGGUUUUUUGAAAAGCCACUUUAUUGCCAACAUUUAAUAGGCUCCAUUUCUGUUAACAGAAGACAAUUGCUCUUACUGAGGAUUUACUAUUAAGUAAAUAGCUACCAACAAACCACCCUUAAAUGAAGGUUUAGAUUUCAUUGAAGCUUUUUUCUUGUGCAUUGAUCAGUGUGUUCCUAAGCUGAUUUGUUUAGCCACUAUCUAAUAUAACUGUUAGGAAGUAUAAAAGCUUAAAUUGAUAUUCAGAUGUCUUCAUGUUUUUCUAUUAAUUUAUGUUUCAAAACAAACAUUGAAUAUCAAUUUCUGAAGGCAGUUUAAUACUCUUUCUUUGUUAAAAGGCAGUAUUUUAGAUUUGGAGAUGUUAAAUGUUUCCUUAAAAACUUGCAGUUUUGCAGUACUUGAGUUCCCAUCUCCCACCAGAACACUAAGAACAGUGUUCCUCAGUCUGUUCUGCUGGCCUAAAUUUGUAUUUUUUUUUUUAGCACUUGGCUCAGUUGAUUCACUGAGUAAAGGAAUUGUUUUGCAAGGUGAAACAUGUACGUGUUCCAAAGUAUGGUUAGAUUGUAGGUCAUGCUCUAUAUAGAAACAUCAAAUCAUUACCACAGAGAGAUGAUAAGGCAUUGGAUCCUCUGUUGAAAUUAUUCUUUUUGGAAUCAACAAGGUAUUUUCUGACUUUUAUAUCUUCUAUAAAGGAAUUUUAAAUAAUUUUAAAGUCAGUUAAUUCUCAUUUUUUGUUUUAACAGUUUUUGAGAUUUUUAGUUAAUCCAAAGAAAUAAUGCUUUUAAGUAGAAGCAAAAGGUUUUAUAGUGUGCAAAUUGUAGGUUUACCAAUUACCUCAGCAGGUAUCCUGCCAUGUAAUUAUUAGUGGUUAGUGUUAAUAAGCCAGUAGAUUUAGGUCUUCUGACUGUGCCCUUGGAUUUUGGCCUACCAUAUGUUAUUGAGCAAUCUCUUAGUAUCCAAAAUGGGAAUAGAUGCUGUGGCCCCCUCUCCCUUGGCCUUUUAAGUCCCUUACCCGUUCCCACUCACAACACAGGAAGUAUAAAGAUCUCAUUUCUUGUUGAAGUCAACACUGCUUAUUUGCAUACUCAGCAUUGGAUCGGUGAGUAGUUUUAUAAAAUCCACCCACCCCCAACUCCCCUAGUUAAUCAGAUUCUUAAUUCAUACCAUCUGUAUUAAUAAUCUGCUGAAGAUGAUCCAAGGUUUUCAAGGUGUAUCAGUUUGAUCUUGAACUGAACCUGGAUGCUUUCUUUUAUUUUUCUCACAGUUCUCUCCUCCUUGAUAAAGCAAUAACACUGCUUUAAGUCUGUUGCCUAAUAGGCAUGUCAUAGUCUUCUCCUGGAUGGUGAUUUUAUAGGAAAGUUUGUAUGCAUAUCACCCAGUCUAUCUUUUAAAAAAUAAGAAAUUUAAAUGUAUGCUGGAGCUUAUGACAAUAUAUUGUGGCAUUUUAUUUUAAAAAUUGGGGAAAGUUGCAUAUUUUUUUAAAAGUAGGUAUUUGAGUAAAAAAAAUUGAAGGUACUUUUUUAAGAAAAAAAAUUUAUAUGCCACAGUUUACAUAGACAUUUCAGAUUUCAACAUGUACUCUUGGAUAUAAUGGUUUCUUUUACUUGGCCAAAAUGCAUGUAAAGCAUAUCUUCCAUCUUAGUUCCCUGUGUUUGCCUUCGUGGUCUUUUAUAUAUUUUUUAUUGUAUCUGAGAAAAUUAUCUUCAAAAAUAAGUCAAUUUGGAUAUAUUUGUCAUAAUCAUACUACAAAAUGUACAAAAUUAAGUUUAGCCCUUUUCUAGCAAGUAAUCUUUAAAGUCAAAAAUGUUCUUCUUUUAAAUUCACCAAAUUUGUAUGUGGGAAGGCACACAAAUGAUUUUGUAGGUGCCACUGCAAUAUUCCCUUUCAGGUGUGGCCUAAAUUUCAGUCUUAAGAAGGAAGUGCUUGUCUGCUCCUGGUCUGAAAAAUGUAGGCAUUUACUAUGUUUUAAAUCACAGUGAAACAUGUACAUAAGCCUAUAAAAACGGUAUGUGCAAUCUGAAAGCCUGUUAAUUUUCUAUGUAGACAUACACACGAAAGGGUUAAAUUCACAGCCUUACUAGUUCCUUGCUUCCAGUAUUUCAACUGGUCUCUUCCCCUCAUUAUUAUUAUUAUUAUUAUUAUUAUUAUUACUACUACUACUACUACAACUAUUAUUUUUGCACAUAAUUACCCUUCAAUAUGAUUCUUAAAGAAAAAGUGCUGUUUCUGUGGUAUUGUAUUCUCUAAAUAAUCAUAUUUAAUUUUUUAAAACAAGGUUGCAGUUUCUAAUUGUUCCGUUCCUGUGUUUUUUGCUGGUGUGUAUUAAAAGCAAGAAUUUCUUUUUCAUGGUUAUUUAAUACAUUAGCUGCCUGUAAAUAUUUCUUGUUAUAAUGCUCUGGAAUGUGUUGUAGAAGUUGUAUUAGAUUAGUUUAAAGCCUUGUUUGAAAGCCACAUUGUUUUGGUCAUUUCUAUUAAAUUAGAAAAUUGAAAAAGUU
This is a messenger RNA of Ailuropoda melanoleuca (giant panda), 8579 nucleotides long. RefSeq names its product tripartite motif containing 33 (gene TRIM33). NCBI's taxonomy places the organism in Eukaryota, Metazoa, Chordata, Mammalia, Carnivora, Ursidae. The record is from RefSeq and is a predicted model, not a curated record. Gene Ontology annotation, cellular component: chromatin. Gene Ontology annotation, molecular function: zinc ion binding; protein binding.